AUGUUGCUCCAGGAUGAAGGUUUCCACGAGGCUUCGUUUGCCGAUGUGUCUCAUGUUUCCGUCCUCCUCCAUUGCUACAUUGCUCCCUCCACCACCGAUGCCGCUAGCACUGCCACUACGCACGAGGACGACCGCGACUCUCGCUUCGGCAUUCCAGCCCCGGUGGCCUACUUCACGCCGCACAACUCCUUCUCCACCUGUGACAUCCUCACAGAGGUGCCCGCGGACCCGUGCAUGAACUCCUUGCACUUCCAUGGGCAGCUCACCUGUGAGAACGUCCGAUUGCAUUCACAUGGGUGGGAUGUCUUCACCCCCUGUGCCAACCUCACCUGGGAGACGACCCACGACUCCCGCCAG
Symbiodinium sp. CCMP2456 is the source of this 357-nucleotide messenger RNA. The record is from the annotation of a GenBank genome assembly. Lineage: Eukaryota; Dinophyceae; Suessiales; Symbiodiniaceae.